UUUCACGUAAAUAAACAAAAAAAAAAAGCAAAAAAUUCUCAUAAAAAUGUCUUGACAUUUAAGGUUUUCCAAAAUGUUUGUUAAAACAGCAUAAUAAUGGAUUCAUUAUUUUUGACGUUGUUAUUGCUGAUUGUUUUAAAUCAUCAAUCAUGUUUUGGUGCUGAUAAAAAAAUAUUAUUCAAUACACAAAUCAAUGGUUUAAUAGCUGCUUUUAAUGAUUUUGAUUCAGAUCGUUUUACCGAUGUUUUUAUCAUUACCGACGAUGGUCAUACGUUACAAUUAUUAGAAUCAUUGGAAGAUGAACCUGAUCUUCAACCAUCAGAUCAGAUAAAAUGUUCAUUUCAAAAUGAAAAAAUUACCGGCAUUAUACCGGCUGAUUUUACUGGCGAUGCAAUAAUGGAUGUAUUAGUUAUAACUAAACCUGAAUCAUCAUCGGGAAAAUUAUUCAAAAUAUGGAUACUUCGUGGUAAUAAAACUCAUUUAGAAUGUGAAACCAAAAAACCAUUGAUCGAUAAUGCCCUCGGUCAUCCUUUAAUACUUGAUUAUAAUGGUGAUAUGAUUACUGAUUUUCUAAUUGAAACAUUAAAUUGUCCAUAUGAAUUAUGGAUUAUGAAUUCAAUAUACAAACUUUCACGUGGUGAAUGUCGUCGUAAUCAAUUUGGUGAUUCACCAUUACGUUUACCACAUUCAAAUGCAUUUGUUAAUAUUCGUAAUUGUCAACCAGAUUCAUUAGAUUAUUCAACCGAUAUUGUUAUAACUAAUGAAAAACAUAUUGAAUAUUGGCUAAAUCGUGAAGGUUUUAAUAUUGAAAAUCGAAUCAAUAUAAGAUAUCCAGAUGAAUCUUUGUAUACGAUUGGUCAAUCAGCUUAUAUUGAUCUAAAUAUUGAUGGUUGUAUUGAACAUAUAAUUGCUGUUUGUAAAAAAGAAGGAUUUUUUCAUCAACGAUGUUCGCCACAAAUUCUUUGGUAUGAUAAUAAACAAAAUGAAUGGAUUAAUAUUGCCGAUUUUACAAAUCAUUCGAAUCUUUAUUUCGAAACAAUCGAUACUGAAUUCGGUAUACAAUUACCGAUUGCUGUACGUUCGGGUGAUAUUGAUAGUGAUGGUUAUGUUGAUUUGAUUACUGUAAUGAAAAAUAAAACCGAUUCAGGUCAAAUUAAACAAAUUGCUGUCAUUUUACGUAAUAUUCCGGAUGAAACGAAUCCAAAUAGAAGAAAAUUUAUUCUUUUCUGGACUAGUGAACAAUUAAUCCAUAAUGAUAAUGAUAAUGUAGAAUUGGUUUCAUUCUUAGAUUUACAAGAAAAUGGAAAAUUAGACAUAAUAUUGACAACGAAAAAUUCAACAAAUCAUUAUAAUAUUAAAUGGAUUUUAAAUACAUUUGUUGAUAAUUCUUGUUUUUUGAAAAUUUUGGUUACUUCAGGUCUUUGUUCGGAAACAUGUCCAAAUGAAAAAGUUCCAUAUGGUACAAAUCAACCAGGACCAUUUGUAUGUUAUGAAACAUCCGAUGUAAAUGGUCAACUAAUGAAAGGUUGUUCAGCACAAUUAUCACAAUCAUCAUAUUUUGCAUUACAAAUGCCUUAUUCAAUAUUUGGUCUUGGUGAAACACCAAAUUUUGUUGAAACAGUUAUUGCAUCAAUACCAACCAAUGAAAAUCAACCAAUACGAAAAUCUAAAUGGACACAAAUUGUACCUGAUGCCCAGGUAGUAUUGAUACCAUAUCCACCGAAUGAAACUGCAUAUUGGAUUGGUAAAUUAUUCUAUACACCAAGCAAUAUGAUUUCAUCAACAUUAGCUGUAUUGGCAAUAUUAUGUGCAGUAUUAAUUGUUAUUAUAUUUAUAUUACAUCGUAAAGAAGUAUUGGAAGAUUUAACUGAUCAUGAAGAAUAUAAAAGACAUUGGCCCGAAAGUAGAUGAUAAUGAUGAUAAUAAUAGUCAUGAAAUUUCUUUUCUUCAAAUUUUGAUAUAUUUAUAUAUACAUCAUUCGUAUUCGUUUAUUUUAAAAAUAACGACGACUAUUGAAUUUUUUUUUUGCUUUUACUUUUCAAUAUUGCAGCUUAAUGAUAUUGAUCGUGAUAUUUUUUUUGGUUGGUUUGAUAUUUCGUAAACAACAAAUCUUGACAAUCAUCAUUAUUAUUAUCAUUCAUUCAAUUGACCAUUGUCUAAUCUUUAAAUGUAU
Dermatophagoides pteronyssinus (European house dust mite) is the source of this 2173-nucleotide messenger RNA. Its product is annotated as T-cell immunomodulatory protein-like. Gene Ontology annotation, cellular component: plasma membrane. Lineage: Eukaryota; Metazoa; Arthropoda; Arachnida; Sarcoptiformes; Pyroglyphidae. The record is from RefSeq and is a predicted model, not a curated record.